GAUCCAUCCAAAGUUUCAAACCCACCCUCUCAUUUCGAAUAAGCUGUUUUAAGUUUGUGCUCUCACGUGGCUGUUGACUGGUGAGAAUAGCGGCCACGUCAGUCUCCAUCCACGAUCGACCCCUAUAUGAAUACGAAUAUAUACGAUCGAGUCCCGCGCCAUGAGGCGCAAGUCGCAGCCAGGGUGAUUGCUAAAGCGUACGAGAAUGAUCAGAAGGAUAUCAAUUUGGUAUCAUAUUUCUGAGGGAGUCGUUGCUAGAGGAAUUUCGAAGUUCGGCGUCAAUGUAGUUCGGUCUUAUUGUGAUGGCUCCCAGUCACGCGUUCGCCAUCAAAAGAUUCCAGGGCCGCUUGUGCAGUAUAGAAGUCUGGUUGAGCAAGGGAAGCUGCAACAUGAUCCUUAUCAAGAAAGUGUUGCUUCAGAGCUAGAGAAGUUGCUUGCAAGGUUGGAGCAGUAUGACAAAGAAAUGGAGGAAUAUCAGGUAAAUCUGUUCAACUGGGAGAAGAAUCGGGAAAGUGAACGUCGUAGACUCAUGAUGCAGGAAGUCGAGCUCCAGCAACAACAAGAGGACUGGUGGAAGCGGUUAACCGAGCGUCGAAAUAAACUUGUUGAAAGAUGGACCUCUCGGAAAAUGCCAAAAAAUAUGGAGUCAGGAGUGGGAAAAUGGGUUUCGCAUCUCAAUCGUGAGAAGAAAUUAGACUCACUGGUCGGUCCUCGUCCAAAAGCUCCACCAGCCCCAAAAGGACUUUACAUUUAUGGCAAUGUUGGCAGUGGGAAGACAAUGCUGAUGGAUAUGUUUUAUAUUGCCACUGAACGAAUUGUUAAACAUCGAAGAAGGUACCACUUUCAUGAGGCCAUGCUAAAAAUAAAUGAGCAAAUGCACAAUAUAUGGAAGAACCAAACCGAGGAGAAGUCUUUGCAAUCAAGCAUUUCUAGUUGGAUCAAGAAUCUUCCCUUUGACUCAAAAGCCAAGGAGUGGCUAGCUGCAGAAGAAAGAUACAAAGAAGAAGUGCAUAUGAAAAACAUUCUCCUUGCUGUAGCAGACAAGUUUUUUGUGGAUCAAGUAGAGAAUGAAGGGGGAGCUAGGAUUCUGUGCUUUGAUGAAAUACAAACUGUUGAUGUAUUUGCUAUUGUGGCUUUAUCUGGAAUUCUAAGCAGAUUGCUGAGUACUGGAACUAUAAUUGUGGCUACCAGUAAUCGAGCACCAAAGGACUUAAAUGAGGCUGGUAUGCAAAAAGAAAUCUUCCAAAAACUCGUCUCCAAAUUGGAAAAACACUGCAAUAAUGUAUUAAUUGGUUGUGAAAUUGAUUACCGUCGUUUAAUAGCACAAAGAUCGGUAAACCAGGUACAUUAUUUCUGGUCUCUUUCGAGAGAUGCUGUGAAUGAAUUUGAGAGAAUGUGGCACGGUAUGACAGGAAGAAUGGGAAGAAAAAUAGUCUCCAACACUAUCUCGGUGAUGUUUGGAAGGACACUUGAGGUUCAUGAAAGCUGUGAUGGAGUUGCCCGCUUCACAUUUGAGUAUCUUUGUGGACAUCCGUUGGGUGCAGCUGAUUAUAUUGCAAUAGCUGAAAACUAUCACACUGUUUUCAUAUCUGGCAUUCCAGUGAUGAGUAUGCGUAUUCGUGACAAGGCACGGAGAUUCAUCACCCUUAUUGAUGAAUUAUACAAUCAUCAUUGCUGCUUAUGUUGUUUGGCAGCCUCUUCCAUUGAUGAGUUAUUUCAAGGAACUGAGGAGGGAACACUCUUUGACUUGGAGAGUUUCCAAUUUGAAACAGAGAUUGAAGGUGGGAAACUUAGACGAAAUGUCUUAGCAGAAGGCAAUGUGGGAUCAGGAGGUGCCCCUUCUGGUAUCACAUCCAUUCUUUCUGGUCAGGAAGAGAUGUUUGCUUUUCAGCGAGCUGUCUCACGCUUGAUUGAAAUGCAAACGCCAUUGUACUUGGACGGAGUCAGUAAUUUCCACCCUUACUUCCAGAGGCAACGUCAAGAAUCUCAUAAGAUAUCUCACGAUAACUUACAACCUGAUAUAUCAGUCUGAACAGUAACCAUUAUUUCUGCCAGCUAAUCAACUGUUUAAGAUGCAGUUCGUGGCUUCAGUUCUAGUGAGCCUACACUUCCUUGCUUUUUAGCAAUAAGCAUCGGAAGAGUAGUGAUUAACUUGGUGGUAAUGCCGAUUCUUUGUUCCUUAUAUCCAUAGAUAGCGCAGCAAUGCAUAAAUAAUUAAUGUUUCUUUUUAAGUUGUUCUCGAUAUCGAAACUCUGAAUGACGCUCAAGUGUAUCAGCGUUGUUGUUAGUAGAGUGGCGAAUCAUGAUUGAUCUAGUUCAAUGGUAAUUUCUUUUUUCUUUUCCAACUUGAUGAACUGAUCCAUAAAUCAUUGGAUAUAACAGAUGUUGAGGGUGAAAUCUGGAGCUUUAGUGAAAUGCUUACCUGUUUUACA
Molecule: messenger RNA, 2432 nt
Organism: Prosopis cineraria
Lineage: Eukaryota; Viridiplantae; Streptophyta; Magnoliopsida; Fabales; Fabaceae
Exons: 14
Coding region: 206-2032 (608 amino acids)
Cellular component (GO): mitochondrion; cytoplasm
Molecular function (GO): ATP binding; ATP hydrolysis activity
Source: RefSeq, a predicted model, not a curated record